Molecule: messenger RNA, 17008 nt
Organism: Podarcis lilfordi (Lilford's wall lizard)
Lineage: Eukaryota; Metazoa; Chordata; Lepidosauria; Squamata; Lacertidae
Source: the annotation of a GenBank genome assembly
AUGGCAUCGGUGCGUGGCGUCGCCGUGCAGUGCCCCUCCGACGGUGAGAGCAGCUGCAGUGGAGGCAGCCCAGCCACCACUGCCUCCAGUCGCAGCGACACAGACCUCGACGGGGAGGAGAAAACUUGCGCCGUGUGUGGGGACCGGGCCACCGGCUACCAUUUCCACGUCAUGACCUGCGAAGGCUGCAAGGGUUUCUUUCGGUACAGUUCCCCGUCUCGGUUUCCACUCCUCCCCCCACUUCUGUAACCCCACUUCUGAAAAUGAUCCAGGGGGCAUUUUCCUUGCAUGCAGAGACUCAAUAUUUGGGUUCCCCCAGAAUUUUUCGCAACUGAGGUUACUGUGCUUAGAGAGACAUUAGUAUUUGAGGAUGUAUUUUAAUUGAUUGUCUGAUUUUAUGUUAAUGUGUUAUACAUUUGAUGUUAGCCGCUCUGAGCCCGGCUUCGGCUGGGGAGGGCGGGAUAUAAAUAAAAUUUAUUUUUAUUAUUAUUAUUAAAGGUAAAGGGACCCCCUGACCAUUAGGUCCAGUCGCUCAACUUGCUUUAUUGGCCAAGGGAGCCGGCAUACAGUUUCCGGGUCAUGUGGCCAGCAUGACUAAGCCGCUUCUGGCGAACCAGAGCAACGCACGGAAACGCCAUUUACCUUCCCACCUGAGCGGUACCUAUUUAUCUACUUGCACUUUGAUGUGCUUUCGAACUGCUAGGUUGGCAGGAGCUGGGACCGAGCAACAUGAGCUCACCCCGUCGUGGGGAUUCGAACCGCCGACCUUCUGAUCAGCAAGUCCUAGGUUCUGUGGUUUAACCCACAGCUCCACCCGCAUCCCCUAGAGAGACAUUAGAGAGACGUUUUUGUGUGUAGUCGUCGCUAACAUGUGGCAUUUUUUUUUAAAUGAUAUUUAUUAAGGUUUCCAAUAAAAAAACACAUCAAUAAAAAAUUAAACAUAAAAACAUAAAAAAGAAAUACACAGUUCAAAAAUACACAAUACAUAAUCCAAAAAAGAGAGGGGGAAAAAAAACAAAAGACAAAAAAGAAAACAGUUAAAAACAAUACCACCUUUUCAUCUCCAUUUUUAACUUUACUUAUUUUCUGGACCUCCUCAUACCUCCCUCUUUUGUAUUCCAGUUCAAAUUGUUUGUCCAGCAAUUUCUUUCCCUCUUUUUUUAAUCCCAAUCUUUAAUCUUAAUAUAAUAUAACAUUAAAAUUUUACCUCUUAAAAACCAGGUUUCCAUUUCCUUAAACUUUUUUAAUCCUAAUCCUUAAUCUUGAUCUAUAUAUAACUUUAAAUCCUGUACAGCUGGAAGCCACUUAUAGGCAUUUAUAGGCACACUGUAGUCUACACAUUUUUACACACAUUAGGUGGCUGCAGAAGUCAGAGAAACGCCAUGGUGCGACUGUGAGGUAAUUUCCGUUCCCGCCCCCUUGUCUUGCAGGCGGACCGUCAUCAAGGGCAUCCAGUUCACCUGCCCCUUCACCCGAAGCUGCGCCAUCACCAAAGCCAAGAGGCGGCAGUGCCAGGCGUGCCGCUACCAGAAAUGCCUCGUCGCGGGCAUGAGGAAAGACAGUAAGUGUGGCUGGCCAGUGUUCUUCCUUGCUUGGUUUUGGCCCCAGGCAAUAUCAGCAGCUCCCGGCUGGUUGCCCAGGAAAGUAUAAAGGCAAGGAAAAGUUUAUUACGGGCCUUUUUUAUUUCAAACUUUGCAGAGAGAGGCUAUAGAAUCCAGCCUCUUGGAUAAUGGUGUUGUCCCGAGUGAAUCUCCACCCCACCCAGUCUCUCCCACUUCCUCAUUCGUCACUUCUACGGCUGCCGCUAAGUGCCCUCUGUCUUCGAGCAUUUUGCUCUCCUACUUUUAAGGCUCGCCAGGUUCUGGGAGAUGGAGGGUCUGGAAUGCUUUCAAGUGACAAUGUGUCAGCCAGCUGCUGUUCUGGCUCUGCUUGCUCCUCCUCUCCCAUUACAGUGGUACCUCAGGUUACAUACGCUUCAGGUCACAGACUCUGCUAACCCAGAAAUAUUACCUCGGGUUAAGAACUUUGCUUCAGGAUGAGAACAGAAAUUGUGCUCCGGCGGCGCGGCAGCAGCAGGAGGCCCCAUUAGCUAAAGUGGUGCUUCAGGUUAAGAACAGUUUCAGGUUAAGAACAGACAUCCGGAACGAAUUAAGUACUUAACCCGAGGUACCACUGUAUUUCCUAACUUUUCCCCUCAUCUGCCUCUGAGCUGUGACCUCCCUCAAACCCCUGUUAUGAAUCUAUACUGUCUUCCUCUUCCUCCUCCCUGGAAGGGUCAGGAUGGGGAGGUGGUCUGCAGUCUCCACCACUCCUCCUCCUUCUCUGCCCAGUCCCUGACAGGCAAAUUACUGUACCAGGCAAUGCAGAACCUUUUCAAUGCAGAAACCAUCACAAUUUUCUAUAUUAAAAAAAUCACAUUCAAGGCUAGUAUCAGGAAAAGAAAUAAAGCGACGACCCUAGGGUGCUUUUGCGUGCAAGGCAAAAAACAAAAACCAAACUCCCAUUGAGAUCCUCUGAGGCAAAGGAGUGAUGCUUAGCAGGUGGGCCUCACUCAGGUCCUCAUGGAGGCCUGGCUUUCCCUGUUGGCGGUUGCUAGGCAACAGCUGCCAUCCGCACCUGUUUGGCCACUGUGAGAAAAGGAUCCUGGACUGUGAAGGCCUUUGGCCUGAUCCUGCAGUUGGACUGUUACUACUCCUAAUCUUAUGAAUUUGUUAAGUCACUUUCCCCACAGACUGACGCAAAGUGACGUAUAUUAAAAUGGAUUCAGAACAAGCGAGUAAAACCCCAACAACACGGCUAUACAGAUAAAAGGCAGGAGUAACCCAACCCCCCAUUAAAAGCAGCCACAGUGCCCCUCCUUCAAAUGAAAGGCCAAAAGCUUGGGUAAAGAGAAAAGGCUUUGCUUGACAUCUAAAAAUAGAUAAAGAUGGCGUCUGGCGUGCCUCCUUGGGGAGAGCAUUCCACAAGCUUAUGUUCUUAGGUUCUCCCAGUAAGGUCUUCUGAGGCAAGGAAGUGGGGCUGACACACACACACACACACACACAGAAAAUACAUAUGGUUGCCUGGUCGCAUCUUUGGACACUGACAGCCCCUCUUGCCACUCCUCCACUCCUGUGGCUGCAUAAUGAAAAAAACAUUAGAAUUGAUUGAAUUCUAAAAAUGGCUGACGGUACAGAGGCCAACUGUUCCCUGCCUUACACCCAGGGAUGAGGGAGAAAUUUGCUUCAGAUUGAUUUUAAAGGCAAACCCGUGUCAUUUGCACCUUCUGAAAACACUAAGGAGAGCGGAACAGAGCCAUCCUUAGAAAUUUGCGCCUCUCUGAAUUUUGCAUUGCUAUGUGUUAAGGGAAAGUGUGCCUAUAAAUGCAUAUAUUAGUGAAAUUAACAUGUAAAAAUGUGUGUGCGUGUAGAAAUAUGCUUUGAAAAAAGUCUGUAAUAAUAAUUUGAUUAUUUAUAGUAUAUGCCACCCAUCUAACUGGGUUGCACAGAAAUGUGUAUUUUAGGCUAAAUUUUGCACUAAAUGCUAAUGAAUUUUCAUGAGGAUUCUGAGUAGUAGUAGUAGUAAUAAUAAUAAUAAUUUCAAACUGAUGUGGAACUCUGGGGAACCGAACUUAAGAUUGGAUAAACGACAGAGAGAAACUGAAAUUGACACAUUCACCAAACCCUAAUUACAUCCUAUGGCCUAAACAAGUUCAGCUGUGGUGGAUUUGAAUUUUCCUACCAGAUCCCGUUUGUGAUACCCAUCCUCCAUAUAUUUGCCUAUCAAUAGCUAUUAGCGUUAAUGAAGCUGUCUGGUCAAACGCAAAAGUCAUACUAGACCUGGAAGGGGUUGUGGGGAAGAAACAGACUGGAUGGCUUCUGCCCUCAGGCCCUGGCUUGUGGAGUUCUUUUUAAUUCCUAUUACUAUAUGACCCAGGAAGCCUCUCUCUCUUUCCCCACCCCCCAAUUCUUUCAGCCUGGUCCUUUUGUCCUGCACUUAACUGCAUUCAGCAAGAGAGAUUCUCCUUAACGUUCCCUGCGUUUUGCAGGAGAGUUUCUCUUUGAAGUCCCCAAAAUAUCAGAUGCCUUCUCCAAGACCUUGUGGGACACGAUCCCAUAUAGAGAUAUGGCAGGCAGACCACUACUAUAUGCACUUUCAGGAAACAGCUGAAGGCAUGUUUGUUUUGAUAGGCUUUUCCAGCAGGAUGGAAAAGUCUCUGGCCUUAGGGGUUCAUUUUGUAUAGUUUCAAAACUCAUCCUUAUUUGUUGUUGUCAAUGUUCUGCUUUUAAAGCUAUUUCCAGCUGUUUUUAAUGGCACGUUUGCAAAUUGCCUUGUAAAAGGUGGUUCAUAAUUUAAUAAAUUAUAGUAUAAAAAGAACCCUGCUAGAUCAGAUUCCCAGCAGACGUAAAAUAUAACCGUCGGAGCUGGUCACAUUGGUAGCCCUGUCCUCUGUGAAUUUCUCCAGUCCUCUUUCAAAGCCAUCCAACCUAGUGGCCAUCGCUUCCUCUUGCAGAUGCAGCUACCACAGUUUGCCUCUGCACUGUGCAAAGAACAACAGUGCUACCUUGGUUCUCGAACGCAAUCUGUUCCGGAAGUCCGUUCGACUUCCAAAACUUUCAGAAACCAAGGCGCUGCUUGCUAUCGGUUGCAGGAGCUUCCUGCAGCCAAGAGGAAGCUGCGUCGGACGUUUGGCUUCCGAAAAACAUUCAAAAACCGGAACACUUACUUCCGGGUUUUCGGCAUUCGGGAGCCAAUUUGUUUGUUAACUAAGCUGUUCGAGAACCAAGGUACCACUGUAUUUUCUUUUGCCUGUCCCGGAUCUUUCAACAUUCAGGCUUCAUAGGUUGUCCCCGAGUUUAAAUAUUAUGAGAGAGACCUCUCUGUCCAUCCCCACCCCCCACACCAGGCCUCGUUUCACACACACACACACCCGUCAUGCCUGCUCCUCCUUGCCUUUUCUUGGAACUAAAAAGUCCCCAAAUGUUGUAACUUUUCGUCACACGGGAGCUUCUCCGGCCCUUUGUUUAUUAUUUUGGUGGUCCUUUUGGGAAACUUUUCCCAGCUCUAUAACGAUAGCAACAACAUUCAGACACACACAGACACAGACACACACACACACACACACACACACACACAGGUAAACAGCACAAGAUGGGCACUCUCAAAGGAUCUUUCGGUGUCAUCCUGAGCAGAAGAAGCCUUCAGCUUGUUUGCUUCUGCAAAGCCAUCCUCAGUAAAGAAGAAGGAUUGGAAGCAGCUGUAGGGUUGUGCGGAGAGGGAGGGGUGAGGAGGAGGAGGAGGAGGAGGAGGAGGAGGAGGAGGAGGCUGUCAGCAAAGCCGCAUCCUCUCUCCAGGGAACGAUACACUGCGCUGGAAAGCAGGGUGGAUUUGAGGCCGCCCAGCCAGCUUUUCCUCCGCAUCGACUGGCCCAAAGGGUCAGAUUUCAUUAAAAGAAACGCCAGAGAGGAGCAAGAAUAGAGUCAUCUCCCUCCUCCAGCUGCAGAAGCAAGACACUUAAAAGCAAAAAAGAGCUCCUUCUCAGAGCAGGCUGGCAGCAGAGCCAAACCAAUAAAAACAAAACAAAAUGGGCCUCUGCCUGAGCACAGAUUAAUCUGAUGGGGGCAGUGGGGUGGGGUGAGGUGUGCGUGUGGGCAGACAAUAAUCUGGUCCAGGAUGAAUCCUGCCGCACACCCCGGGGCUUUGUGGAGAGAGGAAGGAGAGAGGAGCGUCAGCGCUGUGCGAGAGACUGUCAGAGGGUGAUGCAUUGCGGUCUCCUUAUACAAGAGGGUGUUCUGUGCUGCAGUCGGACUGUGAUGUAGCCGUGGGCACACACACGUCGUUGUUGUGUGUGUGUGUUUUAAGCAGUGGCGUAGCGUGGGGGGUGCAGGGGGGGCCGGCCGCACCGGGCGCAACAUCUGGGGGUUAGGGUUAGGGGGCGCAAAUCCACGGGUUAGGGGGCGCAAAUUACUUGCCUUGCCCCGGGUGCUGACAACCCACGCUACGCCACUGGUUUUAAGAAAAGAAAUACCGCCUGGAUCUGCCCGCAAACAGCUCCGAAUCGCACCUGACCCUCUCUGCAGAAUUCCAUUAAGGAGCUUCUAGCGAGAGGCACCCCCUGUAAAGUGAAUUGAGAAGGGAGGGGGGAGUGUUGCAAAUCAAUUGGGGUUUCUCUCUGCAGAAUCUUAAGCAAGUUCAGCUGGACACUGACAGCAGGGGAAGAAAGAAAGAAAGCAGCGUUGCAAAGAGGCCGAUGCAGCGGCAAAACCUUUCUGACAGUGUUGUGCCCUGCCUGCCACAGGCGGCCGACCCCCAAGCCCAGGGAUGAUGCAACAGGGCUUAAUUUGGACAGUGGCAAAGCCCAUGGGGGUUUCAAGAGCUACAACCUAGCCAUGGAAUGUGUAAUAUCAAUAAUAAUGGAGAGUGUGUAAUAACAGAGUCGGCAUGGCGCCGUGGUUAGGAGCUGGGGUAGGGAACCACCGGCCAGGGGCAAAUUGUGGCCCUCGAGGGCCCUCUGUCUGGCCCUUGGGAUGCUCCCAGACUACACAUUUAAUCACAGGAAGCUACUGGAGUAGUCCCUAAAGUGUGUAUAGGAAUGCAUUUUACUAGGGAACUUUGCAAAAAAAAAAAAAAGUAUAUAGGGCAAAAAUCCAUAUAAACAUGUGUCUGUUAGGAGAAAUUUGCGCUAAAAUGCCGAAUUUUCCUGAGGACUUAAAAAAAGUCCACACACUACUGUGGGAAUGUACUUGAGACUGGGAAAAUGAGAAACUAAGAGAAACCAAACGCAUCCCACUCGCUCAGGGAUGGAAGGAUCAGUUCAUUCCGAUUCUCUCUGAUUUCUCAUCUUUCCCGUUUUAAAUUCAGUUUGCCACAUUUUGCAGCAAUUUGUGGGGUUUGUUUGUUUAAAUUCUCAUGAAUAUUCACCAGCAUUUUAGUGCAAAUGUCUCCCAACGAGCAUGUACUUAUAUGGAGUUUUGAUUAACGUACACAUCUUUGCCAGCAAUUCCCCCUAAUAUAAUGUUUUUUUUUGUGCGUGCCAUUUUCACCAAUAUGUUCAUGCUUCCUUUCACCCAAUAAAUCCAUUUUUUGGUUGACAAGCCGCAUAGUAAAAUUCAGUAAAAUAGUAAAAUUCAGAGAAGUGUGAAUUUCAGAGGAUGGCUGUGUUAUGGUCCAUUAGGAAACUGUAGGUUGGAAAGAUUCGGCUUCAGAGGAGACGUGAAUCAAAUCCCUCCUUCAGAGGAGACGUGAAUCAAAUCAAAUCAAAUCCCUAUACCCACCCUUACUGGUGGGGCGUUUGGUUUAUCAGGUCCCUGGUAGCUCCCUGCUCAAGGUCCACACAAGCUUCUCUUUUGAGCACUGCUUCCUUUUUGUUCCUGACACAGUGAUAAUGUCAGAGGAAGCUUUGCAUGUGCGGCGUGCGCUGAGGUGGCAGAAGAAGCACCAAGGACAGAGUCCGGCCUCAGUGGAGCCACCUGAGGAAAGCAGCCUCACACCAGAGCAGGAACAACUGAUUGAGCUCCUCACCGAAGCCCACAAGAAAACCUUUGACUCCAGCUUCUCUCAGUUCAACCACUACCAGGUGAGCUUUGCAGGAGUUCCAUACGGUUUGUUUCAGGAAUGAGGGGGGGAGGAACACCCUAUGGCCCCCCACGUGCUGCUGUUGGACCCCAGCUCCCAGCCAGCCUGACCAGUGGUCGGGGUGAUGGCAAUUGGAGCUCAGCGUCUCUUAGAGAGGGGUCCCUCAUCCCUAAAUUGAUUCAUGUACCAGGAGAGACCUACACGAUGGUUUUCAGAUGUUGCUGGAAAUAAAAUAUCACCGGUCCUAAAAUAUCUACAGUGGUACCUUGGGUUACAGACAUUUCAGGUUACAGAUGCUUCAGGUUACAGACUCUGCUAACCCAGAAAUAGUACCUCAGGUUAAGAACUUUGCUUCAGGAUGAGAACAGAAAUCGCACGGCGGCAGCAUCUGGAGGCCCCAUUAGCUAAAGUGGUACCUCAGGUUAAGAACAGUUUCAAGUUAAGAACGGACCUCCAGAACGAAUUAAGUUCUUAACCCGAGGCACCACUGUACAUUGGUUCCUAGUAUGCUUCUGAGAACAAUUCAAAGUGUUGGUGCUGACCUUUAAAGCCUUAAAACAGCCCAGUAUAUCUGAAGGAGCGUUUCCACCGCCAUCGUUCAGCCCCGAACACUGAGGUCCAGCUCCGAGGGCCUUCUGGCGGUUUCCUCACCACGAGAAGUGAAGUUACAGGGAGCCAGGCAGAGGGCCUUCUUGGUAGUGGCGCCCGCCCUGUGGAAUGCCCUCCCAGCAGAUGUCAAUGAGAUAAAGAACUACACAACUUUUAGAAGACAUCUGAAGGCAGCCCGUGUAUAGGGAAGUUUUGAUGUUUUACUGUGGUUUUUGUGGUUUACAUAAUUUUUGUAAGCCUCCCAGAGCGGUGGGGGCAACCCAGUCAGAUGGGUGGCAUUAAAUAAAUAAACAAAAAAAUAAUGAUCCUUAACUCACUGCGAUGGAUCAGGCGAAUGGCUGCCUUACAGGCCUGCUUGACCAAUUUCCAUGCAUUUCUCUUGAGGACUAGAUGCUUAGGAUCAGAAGCUGGUGGGAGAAAGAAAGCAAGCUGAGAUGGUCUUGGGGUUCAAUGAAAGGAAAUUUAUUGUGAGCCCCACUUAACCAGCGUCUCCCCUCCAGCCAGCGGUGCGUCUCUACAUCCACAGCCAGAGAUCUCACAGCCCCCAGGAUGCUGCCGUCCCUCCCAUGUGCCCCUACAGUCCUCAAGACCACAUGGAGAGCUUUCCAGAGGAGGUCCUCCCCGAUGUCUUCAACCUCUUGCCGCUCUUUGCCGACAUCAGCACCUACAUGAUCCAGCAAGUGAUCCAGUUUGCCAAGGCCAUACCGUCUUUCAGGUGAGUGCCUUGCUGUGAAUCAAAGGGUCUUUAUUCACCCCCUGCAAAGUCCUAUCGUCCUCCGGGAGUCAAUAAAGGUAAAGGGACCCCUGACCAUUAGGUCCAGUUGUGACUGACUCUGGGGUUGCGGCGCUCAUAUCGCUUUAUUGGCCGAGGGAGCCGGCGUACAGCUUCCAGGUCAUGUGGCCAGCAUGACUAAGCCGCUUCUGGCGAACCAGAGCAGCGCACGGAAACGCCAUUUACCUUCCCGCCGGAAGGUACCUAUUUAUCUACUUGCACUUUGACGUGCUUUUGAACUGCUAGGUUGGCAGGAGCAGGGACCGAGCAACGGGAGCUCACCCCGUCGUGGGGAUUCGAACCGCCGACCUUCUGGCAAGCCCUAGGCUCUGUGGUUUAAUCCACAGCGCCACCCACGUCCCUCCGGGAGUCGAUAUGUGACUACUAAUGGGGAACUCUGAUCUAAAUUAAGGAAGCUUCCAGACUGUUGCUAUUUUCGUGCGGGAGAUUCAAUCACAUACGGACAUAUUUAGGUCAUAUGAUUAAAGUCGCUCCCGUGCAUCAGACUUGCUUCCUUCCCCCCCCCCAAAAAAAUCCUUCCCUUUUUUUGCAAUAAGAAAAAGCAUUGCGGAAACACGCUGGAAAGUGGGGGAGGCAAUUGCUUGACGCAAUGUUGUCUGAACUCUCCAUGAAGGUUGUGCAAACAGAUCAGGGUGGGUGCUCAAUAAACCAGUCACCCAGAAGUGACCUCUGUCCCGUGUUGCCUGCUGAUAACUCCUAGGUGAUGAAUGCUGAAAGAGUGUGUGUAAGGCAGCCAGCUCUGCUGUAAGACAAUGAAAUUAAUCUAAGACUAAUUAUCAGUUAAUUAUGGAACUGAUUUUAAAAGGUUUGAGGUAAGGAUCGGUUAAUGGAGGGCAUCCCCUGUCUUGGGGAAGGGGAAAGAGGUUGUUUAUAUCUCAGCAGUCAGUGAUUGAUGGCUUGAAUAAUGGAUACAGGGGGAUUGAUAAUAAACAACAAAAUACUGGGGUGUGUGUGUGUUUGUUUGCUACUAUGUUAUACAUUUUUGUGUUUUCAUAUUGUAAACCACCCUGUGAUCCUUGGACAAACGGCGGUAUAGAAAUUUAAUAAAUACAGUGGUACCUCUGGUUGUGAACGGGAUCCGUUCCGGAGCCCUGUUCGCAACAUGAGCAGAACGCAACCCGCGCGUGCGCAGGUCGCAAUUUGCCGCUUCUGUGCAUGCGUGUGACAUCAUUUUGAGUGUCUGCACAUGCGUGAACGGCGAAACCCGGAAGUAACCCGUUCCGUGGGACGUAUCCUGAAAGAACAUAACCUGAACCGAACUUAACAAGAGGUAUGACUGUAAUAGCAUCUUAAAAAGCAGAGACAUCACCUUGCCAACAAAGGUCCGUAUAGUUAAAGCUAUGGUUUUCCCAGUAGUGAUGUAUGGAAGUGAGAGCUGGACCAUAAAGAAGGCUGAUCGCCGAAGAAUUGAUGCUUUUGAAUUAUGGUGUUGGAGGAGACUCUGGAGUGUCCCAUGGACUGCAAGAAGAUCAAACCUCUUCAUUCUGAAGGAAAUCAGCCCUGAGUGCUCACUGGAAGGACAGAUCGUGAAGCUGAGGCUCCAAUACUUUGGCCACCUCAUGAGAAGAGAAGACUCCCUGGAAAAGACCCUGAUGUUGGGAAAGAUGGAGGGCACAAGGAGAAGGGUACGACAGAGGGUGAGAUGAUUGGACAGUGUUCUCGAAGCUACCAGCAUGAGUUUGACCAAACUGCGGGAGGCAGUGGAAGACAGGAGUGCCUGGCGUGCUCUGGUCCAUGGGCUCACGAAGAGUCAGACACGACUAAACGACUAAACAACAACAACAUGACUGUAAUAAAAUAAUAAUAGUUCCCCCACCAUCCUCAGCCAGUCCCCACCUGCCCUGCCUUCUUGCUUUCAUCUAGAACUGAGAUCUGCCAACCAGAACCAGGUGUAAAAUAGCCACUCUGUGAACUGGGUGCCUCUGAGCACAUGCUCAGUUGAAGUAACAAGAAAGGAGAUUCCAGCUAAAUACUGUAUCAGGAAGAACUUUCUGACCGUAAGAGCUGUUUGCCAGUGGAACAGACUCCCUCAAGAAGUGGUGGGCUCUCCUUCCUUGGAGGUUCUUGUUUUUUUCCCCCCAAAUUUUUUUUAUUGGUUUUCACAAUAUUAUAAACAAACAAACAAACACACAAGACAAACAAACAUAACAAACAUAAAUCAUAGCCUUAUUGAAAAUUACCGUUAUUAACUUUGUUAAGUGACUUCCUUGCUUCCCCUUAGUUGAAUUUCAUUGCAUAUCCUUUUAACGGUUUUCCAAAUCCCAAUUUUUAUAAAAUUUAACUUAAACAUUAACAUCCUUAAAUCUUCACCUUAUAUAAUUAAACAUAUUAAUUCAUCACUUAACAUAGACAGAAUCCUAAGCCUAUUAAGUAUCUGCAAGCUGUUUGCGGUUACCGUAUUUUAACUUAACAAAUUUAACUAAAUAAUCAUUAAAUUUAUUCCAUUCUUCCCGAUAUUCCUCCUCCUUCUGGUCGCAGACUCUUCCGGUUAGGUCGGCUAGCUCCGAAAAAUCCAUCAUCUUCAUCUGACAUUCUUCUACUGUUGGUAAUUCUUGGGUUUUCCACUUUUUAGCUAACAAAAUACGAGCAGCAGUUGUGGCAUACAGAAAUAAUUUAACAUCUUUCUUGGGCAAUUCCAAACCUGUUAUUCCAAGAAGAAAGGCCUCUGGUUUCUUUAUAAAUGUAUAUUUCAACAUUUUUUUCAAUUCAUUAUAAAUCUUUUCCCAGAAGUCUUUCACCUUGGGACAGGUCCACCACAUAUGAUAAAAGGUUCCUUCCUUUUCUUUACAUUUCCAACAUAUAUUGUCACAAUUAUGAUAUAUCUUUGCUAAUUUUACAGGAGUCAAGUACCAUCUAUACAUCAUUUUCAUUAUAUUUUCCUUUAGCAAAGUACAUGCAAGUCCUUGGAGGUUCUUGAGCAGAGGCUGGGUGGUCAUCUGUCCUGGAUGCUUUAGCUGAGAUUCCUGCAUGGCAGGGCGCUGGACUUAGGUGACCCUUGGUGUCCCUUCCAACUCUACAGUUCUGUGAUUAGAACUUUCCAAAACAGUCUGCAGACCAAAAUGCAGCUAGCCUUUGAAAUUUGCACUUCUCCAAGUUUUGCAACACAGUUCUCUGGCCAAGUCACAUGUACGAAAAGCCUGACUUUAAAGGUUUAAUAAAUCAAGCAUUUAAAAAAAACAGUGAACGCAACAGGCAAAAAAGCAUUCUAUUAGGAAAAAUUGCUCUGCAAAAUUAUGUAUAUGAGGCAAAAUUGCAUACAAACGUUUAUAUUAGGAGACGUUUGCACUGUUGUUAUUUUUUAAAUAAAUUUGCAAUACUGAUGCGGAAAUGUGGAGGACGUUGGAAAGGCGAGAAACUGAGAGAAACCAGAACUGACAGAUGAACCAAUCUCUAAGUCAAGGGUGAUGGAGUAAUAGUUCAACAACAUCUAGAGCGUCACAAGCUUUCUACCUCAAGGCUAAGGAUUGGUUCCAAAACUCUGAGCCUGUCUUACCGCUUAACGUGUUUUCUCUCUCUCCCCCAACCAGAAGUUUGCCAAUCGAUGAUCAAAUCUCACUCCUCAAAGGCGCCACCCUGGAGAUCUGUCAGAUCCGGUUCAACACAGUCUUCAAUGAGGAGACCAAAGCUUGGGAAUGCGGCCAACACUGCUACACCAUCCAAGAUGGCGCCCUGAGUAAGUCACAGGAAGUCUAGAGAGUCCCACAACUGCCAUGUGACUGGGAGCAGGGCACAUUCCAUGGACUCUCUCAGGCUUGACUAUAAGAGCUCCCUGCUGGAUUAGGGCCACAGUCCAACUUGUCUAGCAUCCUGUUCUCACAGUGGCCAACCAGAUCCCUAAUGAAAGCCCACAAAUGAGAUCUGAGUGGAAAAGCACUCUUCUCACUAGCGAUUCCCCUCCUUUGGUAUCCUGAGGCAGGCCACCUUCCAAGCGUGGGGACAGGACACAGUCAUCACGGCUGGUAGACAUUGAUAGCUUCUUCCUCCAUGAAUAUGUUCAAUUGUUUUGUAAAACCAUCCAAGUUGGUGGCUGUCACUGUGGGCCACGACUGGCCCAGCCCAUUAGCAUUUUUAAAACUUCCAAAUAUCAAUUUCCUAGCCUCUUUGCUAAUUGUACAAAGGAAAGCUGUCUUGUUUUGCAGUUUCCAGGCGCUAGUACUUCCAUAAAUUUAGUAUUCAGUCUGUACAAUCCAGUUGUUAGCAUUCCUACCAAACAGAAUGUAUGGAGCACAAUUUAUGGCUGCCGUGAUUAUGCUUCCUGGGCAGGGUUAGAGAGAUUACCCUGGAAGCAGCAGUGUGGGUAGAUGAAUUCAUGGAGAAUUCACAUGAGCUAUUGUUUUUUGUUUGUUAUUAUGCUAUGCAUUUUUGUGUUUUUAUAUUGUAAACUGUCUUGCAAUCCUCUGAUGAAGGGUGGUCUAGAAAUACUACUACUACUACUACUACUAAUACGCUCCUGUUUUCUGACGCAAAUGAUGCUAAGUGGGAACAAGAGCCCUUUUGGGGCGCUGAAUUCCUUCCUGGGUUCUUUCCUGACCUGGUUGCCUUCUGGAACCAAUUUUGCUCAUGGGGUUCAUACAACCAAUCUAGCAAGAGACCCAUAAUUGGAUUACGUUGUGUGAAUGCUCCCUCCUGUGGUCAGAGGGGAGUAUUUAGCACAGCAGAGGAUCCUGGAGGGGCCAGUCCUGUGACCUCAGAUUGGUUCCUUCUGUGGGCAAACUGUUCCACUAUGCUACAUGCCAUAAGCAUCACAGGCCCACAAUACACAGAGACCCACUUUAUCAACAUCCCUGUCUUCUCCUCCAGCUGGAUUCCAGCAGGUCUACCUGGAGCCAUUGCUGAAGUUCCACAUCAGCUUGAAGAAGCUGAGGCUGCACGAGGCUGAAUACGUUCUGCUCCAAGCCCUGGUGUUGUUCUACCCGGGUAAGUCCUCCGCAUCCCAGUAGUGGCAGAUUGCACCAUCACCACCCUUUCUGAAAGGCAGGAGGUUUCCACGCCUGCUCGGUUAGAGUAUUGGACUAAGACCUGGCAGGUGAAAAGGUAAAGGAACCCCUGACUAUUAGGUCCAGUUGUGACCGCCUCUGGGGUUGCGGCGCUCAUCUCGCUUUAUUGGCCGAGGGAGCCGGCGUACAGCUUCCGGGUCAUGUGGCCAGCAUGACUAAGCCGCUUCUGGCGAACCAGAGCAGCGCACGGAAACGCCGCUUACCUUCCCGCCGGAGCGGUACCUAUUUAUCUACUUGCACUUUGACGUGCUUUCAAACUGCUAGGUUGGCAGGAGCAGGGACCGAGCAAGGGGAGCUCACCCCCUCGCGGGGAUUUGAACCGCCGACCUUCUGAUCGGCAAGUCCUAGGCUCUGUGGUUUAACCCACAGCGCCACCUGCAUCCCUCCAAGACCUGGCAGACCAAGGUUCAAAUCCCCACUCAGCCAGGAAGCUCACCGGGUGACCUAGUCGCGGCCUCUCAGCCUGGCCUUCCUCACAGGGUUGUUCAGAGGACAACAAUAGAACCGUAUACACCACCUAGAGCUCGUUGGAAGGAGAGGUGGAAUAAAAAAUGCCUGUCUGUAUGCGGGUGUGCUUAUAUAUCUGUGAUUAAACAUAAAUAAAUAUUUUUUGUUAACCGCAGUAUCAUACAGGCAACGGCCAGUCAAUACACGUCCCAUUGGUGUGUGACCGCACGGGCGUCGCACCAAACCUGGAAGUGUCUUUAAAAAUGGCAAAAAUGGCCCUAAAAGAGCCCAGAAAAGGGGGAAAAGGCGCUUAGCAAUCCUACAAGCCUUUGCAAGUGCAAUCCCAUGAGCCUUUGCACUGACCGUUGAGGCCCGUGGAGAAUUGGGAGUUUGAGUGAGGAGGUUGGGAGGGAGCGAUGGGGGUGUUUGCAGGCUUCCCCAAUGGUGUUCCCAAUAUACGUAGUUUCAGUUAAACGUGGUGCCUCGUAACAUAACCCCUUCGUAAAUGGGGAGUGGCCUGUAUCUCUUAUUCCCGUGAUUAACUGAAUCUCAAAAGGGAUCCAGAGAAAACGUGGGUGAAGUGCUGUUUGCUCAUAUGUGUGUGUGUGUGUGUGUGUGUGUGUGUGUACGUACACACACACACACACACACACACACACAGCACAGUAUGUCGACCUCAUUCUUUAUUUCAAGAAGUCCGGCAUUUCCAGACAAGGGCCUCUGGGUGCAUGCAGAGUACAUCUUCCUCAAGAGGGGGACGUUUUUCUAUGUGCCUCUGAGCAUGCACUAAGUAGCAACCCAUUUGGGUGGGUGGGGUUUGUUUGUUUUUUUUGCCAGCACUCCCUUUGGGUAAGAGGGGAAUUCCUCACCCUUUGCCCCAUAUCUCCUCUGCCUUGUCUCUCACUGCCCAAGCCUGCGACUUUGCAGACCACAUGGACGUCACGCAGCGAGAGGUGAUUGACCAGACCCAAGAGAAAAUCGCUCUAACUUUAAAAAACUACAUUGACCAGCGACAUGCUCUGCCCGAAGGAAGGUGAGCAGGGAACGUGCUUUGUGGUGGGGGAGGGGGUGCUCUCUACAAGGGGUGGGCAAUCUGUGGCCAUCCCGAUGUUGCUUUGGGGCUUCCAGACGGGCUCUUUAUUUUGCAAAUGUGAUUGUUUUCGUGCAACUGACCACACUCCCUGCUUUUUUAGGAUUGCCAUAGGUGUUCUGCUGUAGUCAGUUUUUCACAGAACAUUUCUGUUACGUAUUUUCUGACCUGUCCCAACAGUUACUACUUCUCCACUCUCUCACCAACUUUCCAGCCCCUAGUUAUCAUGCUUCACAAUGGGCAAAAUGAAGGUUUGUGCUGGUUGUGUGUGCUGCAAUUCCCAGAGUGCUUUACCAAUCAAUCCCUCUUCCGAGGGGACUCUGGGAACUGUAGCUCUGUGAGAGGAAUAGGGGUCCCUGAACAACUCUUAGCACCAUAGGAGCCAACUCCUAGGGGCCAAGGUCCCUUCACCCCCCCAAUAAAACAUUUGAAGGGGCCACCCACCCAAAGUUGGCGGGCGUUGCCAUUCAAAUGGUGUGUGUGCAUCACGUUCUGUGAUUGAUUAUGUGGGGCGGGGCUUACCUGGGGCCCUCCCCAUAUUUUAUUCAAGUUGGCACCCCUGCUCAGCACAAACUACAUUUCCCAGAAUUCUUUGGAGGAAGCCAUGAUGUCUUAAAGUGGUAUGAUACUGCUUUAAAUGUACAGUGUGGAUGGAGGCCUUAGUCUUUUAAGAUCCCUUAAGCAGCCUUUGCUUCCCCCAAUGAAUCCUGGGAACUGUGGCUUAUUAAUGUUAUGUACUGAAGUUCUCACCCUGGGCCAGCAGGGGGAUACUGUAGAUAGUUAUGCAAAUGAAGGAUUGAAAGUGACGUUCAGUGAUUGGAUAGUUUUUAUGCAAAUGAAGGAUCAAAAGUGACGUUCAGUGAUUGGAUAGUUUUAGAAAGUUGCUGCAGUAACGUUGUACUGGAGCUCUAUAUAAGCAGGCUGACUGAGCCCUUCAGUUCAGUUCUGUUCUGGCCUCUGAAUAAAGAAGAGCUGUUUGAAGAAUCGCUGUGUCGUCUGAUAUGUUCACCCACAACUAAACAAUUAAGGGUGUUGAGAAUUGUUAGGAGACCCCCUAUUCCCCUCACAGAGCUACAAUUCCCAGAAUUCCCUGGGAAGAGGAAUGGAUAUUGUUAAAUCCCUCUGGGAACUGUAGCUGCGAGGGGGUCUCCUGAACAACUCUCAGCGCCCUUAGCAAGUUACAGUCCCCAGGGUGAUUUGGGGGGAAGCCGUAGUUGCUUAAAGCAACGUAACUUGAAUGUGUGGUGCUGAUGGGGCCCUAGGUGGUGCUCAGGCAAGGAGCAAAUGGAAAUUUGGUGUGUGUAAUAGAGAGCACCCACUCAAAGUAUCAGGAACGACAAGGACUGAUGGCUGCCUCCUUCUCCCUUCCACUUCUCCAGGUUCCUCUACGCCAAACUUCUCUUGUUGCUGACAGAGCUGAGGACGCUGAAAGUCGAAAAUACGCGGCAGAUCCUCCAUAUCCACGACACCCAGGACCUCAACACCAUGACGCCACUGCUUUCGGAAAUUAUCAGCUGA